Aspergillus niger is the source of this 2235-nucleotide messenger RNA. RefSeq lists its product as uncharacterized. Gene Ontology annotation, cellular component: histone deacetylase complex. NCBI's taxonomy places the organism in Eukaryota, Fungi, Ascomycota, Eurotiomycetes, Eurotiales, Aspergillaceae. Bases 1 to 2235 code for a protein of 744 amino acids. The transcript has 13 exons. The record is from RefSeq and is a predicted model, not a curated record. Gene Ontology annotation, molecular function: histone deacetylase activity. Gene Ontology annotation, biological process: chromatin organization.
AUGGAUGAGGACGAAGACACCGUCAUGGGAGAGGCAGGCUCCCACCACCCCACCUCUGUUUCUUCACAUCAAUGGCCAAGCAAUGGACCCAGUAGCCAAGGUGCUGGCCAGCUCAAUGGUAGUUCGGAUCCAUCUAUUGCACCGCCACUGCUGGGUCCGACCAUGAAGCUGCCGUUAUCUGUACACUCGGGAGACCCAAGGCCUGAGAACACAGCAUCGGCAGAAGAUCAGGGAGUGUCGCCACCGAAAAGCCUCCCUAAGUCAGACUCCGGUGACGCAACUACUGAAGACUUUGACAAGCAAGAUAGCCUUGUCGAAGACAACUCGGACUGGACUGAUGAGGAUACUGUAGCCCGCACUGGGCUUCCCAUCGCCUCACUCCCUUCGGGGUUAUGCUAUGACGUUCAGAUGCGCUAUCACUGUGAAGUGCGGCCAACAGCGGACGUUCAUCCAGAGGAUCCCAGACGCAUCUACUACAUUUACAAGGAACUUUGUCGAGCAGGACUAGUCGAUGAUCCCGAAUCGUGCCGUCCGCUUGUCUCAAGACCACUGAAGCGCAUCAACGCUCGCAACGCUACUGAAGCGGAGAUAUCGCUUAUUCAUACGCCUGACCAUUUUGCAUUUGUAGAAAGCACCAAAGACAUGUCUGAUGAUGAGCUGAUUGCAUUGGAACACACACGUGACUCGAUAUACUUUAAUAAAUUGACGUUUGCAUCUUCGAUUCUGUCAGUUGGAGGCGCGAUUGAGACAUGCUUGGCUGUCGCAACCCGGAAGGUGAAGAAUGCCAUUGCAGUCAUCCGGCCUCCGGGGCAUCAUGCAGAGCACGACAAAACCAUGGGAUUUUGUCUGUUUAACAAUGUCUCUGUAGCGGCGCGUGUUUGCCAGAACCGACUAGGUGACAGCUGCAGAAAGAUUUUAAUUCUCGACUGGAUGGGAAAUUCUACCCUGGAGGGGAAGAAGGUGACUGGGAUCACUGUGGUGAAGGCCCUGGUGUCGGAAGCGGACGUGUUCAUCUCUAACCAAUGUGAACCAGUUGCCUCUGGGUUUGAUGCGGCUGCAGGCGAUGAGCUUGGAGGAUGUUUCGUUACACCUUCGUGCUACGCUCACAUGACACACAUGCUCAUGACGCUUGCCAAUGGCAAGGUUGCUGUUUGUCUCGAAGGUGGUUAUAACUUCAGGUCUAUCUCCAAGUCAGCACUCGCAGUCACAAAGACACUGAUGGGGGACCCGCCGGACCGGCUUCAUACCACCUCACCUUCAGCCCUGGCCACCACGACUGUCCGGCGUGUGAUGAUGAUUCAGUCUCACUAUUGGCAUUGCAUGUAUCCUAAGGGGCCUCCCCAAGAUGGGCUCUUCACCGAUAGGCUUCAUGAUGUCAUACGCGCCUACCAGUCGAAGCAACUAUACGACAACUACAAGCUCACAUCUCUCUUCAUAUAUCGGACCGCCAUCUCCCGGUCAUUCGAAAAUCAGGUUCUAGCAAGUUCCAAUUAUCACCAAACCGUGCCACUUGUAGUGAUAUUCCACGAUCCGCCUGAGAUCAUGGGCUUGCCCCAUCCAGUCACCAACAAGCUGGAAGCCCAUAACUGCUGGCUGGCUGAUGUCAUGAAGGACUACAUUGGGUGGAUCGUUAGCAAGGGGUAUGCAGUCAUCGAUGUCAACAUCCCUAAGCAUGUGACAAUUGAUCCUUCAUCCGGUAAAUAUGAGGAAGAAGACGAGAAUCGUCCCACGGCUACUGAGGAACUGGCGGGCUACCUGUGGGACAACUAUAUCGAACCAAGCGAGGCCACCGAAAUUUUCUUCAUGGGCGUAGGCAAUGCUUUCUACGGAGUAGCCAACCUACUGAUCAAUCGAGAAACAUUGUAUAAACGAGUGAACAGCGUUGUUUCCUUUGUUGCCGAGAACCCGGUUCGCGCCAUAGCCUCACACACUCAGGUUUGGCUGUCGCGGUGGUACAAAGAUAACUCCCUUGUAUUCGUCUCGCACACGCACGGCGUCUGGAACAACGUCGAAACCCGGCGCAAGCCAUCCAAGCGCUACGGCCAACUCGUCCAGUCUCCCAAAGCCAGUCUGAGUGAGAUGCUCAUGCACCACAAGGAAGAGGUAUACCAAUGGAUAUCCGAGCGUGCGGAUGUGCAGGAUAGCGAGGAGACGGAAGAUGAGAAGAAGCCCAAGUCGAAGAGCCGGUCCCCGACGAAGGAAAACCAGACGGAGCCCCGUUCGGUGCCGGGCUGA